ACAUUGUGCCGGUUCAUCUUUGCCCAAUACGUUCGAUCGUUCCGCGGAUCGAAACGAGUCGCCUCGGACGCGAUCCCUUCUCCUAAGCAGCAGAGGAAGUCCGUGACAGAAUCGGAAAAGGAAGUCGAACGGGAAGUCCGAUGGCCGUAGAUGCAGCGGCAGAUUCCUCGAUUCCAUCCCCCUCUCCUUCGUCGCAUUCCAUUCCCAGCCAGCCGUGCCACUUCUACGUCGCCGUCGACCGCCUCCGGUUCAAGAUGGAGACGCUGGUGGAUCUGCUGGGCGUGGCGGGUCAGCGGCCGGGCCUGCCGGUGGCGGUGUGCUGCAGCUCCCGCGACGAGCUCGACGCCGUCUGCUGCGCCGUCGCCAACCUCCCUUUCAUCUCUCUGGCCUCUCUGUACAGUGACCUGGCUGAAGCAGAACGUGCUCUCGUUCUGAAUGGGUUUCGGCAGUCAACUUUGCAUUGGAACCAAAUUGUUGCCCAAUCUGGAAAUGACAUAAAAGCAGUAGAAGAUGUUGAGCAAAAGUCUCAUAUUGUUGUUGUUACGGAUGCUUGCCUUCCACUUCUUGCUUCUGGGGAGUUGCCACUUUCUGCGAGAGUUUUGAUCAAUUAUGAGUUGCCAACAAAAAAGGAAACAUAUAUGAGGCGAAUGGCAGCUUGUUUGGCAGCUGAUGGGAUUGUCAUCAAUAUGAUUGUCGGGGGUGAAGUAGUAACUCUGAAAAGCCUGGAAGAAAGCAGUAAUAUUUUCAUAGCUGAGAUGCCUAUCAAUAUUUCGGAGAUAUUGUGAAGGUCUUUGAGUCAUUUCGGUUGCCAAGAGCAUGUGGCCUGCUUUGGCUCCAACUUGUCGAUGAGGUCCUUGAGCGUCGGUUAACAAGCAGUUGCUAUGGUAGGGAGCAUCUCUCGCGCUUGUGCAGUGUUUGGGUUUCUGUGAUUAACCAGUCCUUUUUCCAAAGUUCGAAGCAGAAAGUAUCUAAUGACUACUGAGGCCCAAAGUGUUACAUAUUCCCAGAAUCGUUGAGGCAUAUAAACUUGUGUAGACUAUGUAUCAGAUUGAGUCAUCAUGUUUUGGUGCAUUUCAUGUAUAAUUUCUUGCUAUUCCUCA
This is a messenger RNA of Syzygium oleosum, 1100 nucleotides long. RefSeq lists its product as uncharacterized. Lineage: Eukaryota; Viridiplantae; Streptophyta; Magnoliopsida; Myrtales; Myrtaceae. The record is from RefSeq and is a predicted model, not a curated record. Bases 141 to 785 code for a protein of 214 amino acids. The transcript is spliced from 7 exons.